AUGACGCAAUUGGACGAGUUGAUGAAAAACAGCCUGGCUACGAUACAAGACUUGACCCGGUCGAGAAGCGUGAUCGGUCAGAUUCGUGAUACACUGAUUGCCCAUGGCCUGUGGACAUCCGCAACGCCGGUGUCACGUUUGUUUGACCGGAUGUCGUGUGGAAUAAUGCUUACAGGCCUAGAUGCGGCCGGCAAGACGACUCUGUUGGAAAAGUACAUGUCUCAGAGCUCCGGAACCAACAUCGUGGCCGCCAUCCCACUUAUCGGCCUCCACGUUGAGGGUGUCAGAUGCGGCAGUACUUUGUUCUACGGCAUGGACAUUGGUGGUGGGCGCAGAAAGUUUCACAUGAAGCUAGAGAGGCGAUUUUUUCAGGCUUGUGAUGCAGCAGUUAUGAUUAUCGAUUGUUGGGACCGCGAUCGACUUCCCGAGGCUGAGGAAGAGUUGCUCCGCAUUGUCCUGGCUCCAGAAGGGCUCAAGCAUGGCGCACCGCUCCUGAUUCUGGUCAACAAGCAGCGUCUGCAACGAAACCCCCACUCACAACCUACACUACAUAAGCCAAUCUCAUGUUGGGAAGUCGAGCACCAUAUCGGCAAGAGCCUUGACCAGUGGCAUUAUAAAUUUGUUGAGACCGAUGCUAUCACUGGCGACGGGAUAGUCGAUGCGUUCAAGUGGCUACAGAGCGCGCUCAAGGGCCGAGCUGAAGAUGCGCUGCAGAAAGAGGCGGGCAGCCCAGUUGACGAGAAACAGCAGCACGUUAGCCUGGCGUAA
Messenger RNA from Neoarthrinium moseri, 768 nucleotides. RefSeq lists its product as uncharacterized. Gene Ontology annotation, molecular function: GTP binding; GTPase activity. The record is from RefSeq and is a predicted model, not a curated record. The transcript has 2 exons. The coding region runs from base 1 to 768 and encodes 255 amino acids. Gene Ontology annotation, cellular component: cytoplasm. NCBI's taxonomy places the organism in Eukaryota, Fungi, Ascomycota, Sordariomycetes, Amphisphaeriales, Apiosporaceae.